AUGUCCGUCUCUACCCAGCUCACCACCAUCUCCCCCAUCACCAACCGCCCCAUUUUCCACCGCACCGGCGCAUCCCCGGAGGAUGUCGUGCGCAUCGCCGAGACCGCCCAGAAGGCCUUCAAGUCCUUCUCCCAGUCCACCACCCUCAAGCAGCGCCAAAAUAUCGUCACGCGGGCGCUGAACAACCUCGAGAAGAUCAAGGAUGAGCUGGCCAUCGAGAUCACCGAGCAAAUGGGCCGGCCCAUUGCCUACACCGGGAUCGAGGUCGCGACCGCCAUCAAGCGUAGCCACUACCUUACUAGCAUCAGCGACUCCGUCCUCGGCGAGGCGGGCACGGUGCCCGGAGAGGCAGAGAAGGGCUUCAAGCGCUUUGUCAAGCGCAAGCCCGUCGGUGUCGUCUUCAUCAUGUUUGCCUGGAACUACCCCUACCUUGUCCUCGUCAACAGCCUCAUACCCGCCAUCCUCGCCGGCAACGCCGUCAUCCUGAAGCCCUCCCCCCAGACCCCCACCAUAGCCGAACAAGUCGCCGGCGCCUUCCACGACGCGGGUCUCCCCCGCGACACCCUGCAAUACAUCCACUCGGGCUCGCCCACCCUCCUCGAAAGCCUCAUCCAGACCCCAAUGGUCAACCACAUCUGCUUCACCGGCUCCGUGGAGGGCGGACUAGCCGUGCAGAAAGUCGCCGCGCACCGCAUCGUCAACAUCGGGCUGGAGCUGGGCGGCAAGGACCCGGCGUACGUCCGCGACGACGUGGACGUCGCCUGGGCGGCGGAAGAGAUCGUCGACGGCGCGAUCUUCAACAGCGGCCAGAGCUGCUGCGCCAUCGAACGGGUCUACGUGCACGCGAAGAUCUACGACCAGUUCGUCGCGGAGGUCAAGCGCGUCCUGAGCACUUACCGCGUCGGCGAUCCGUUCGACCACAAGACGCAGAUCGGGCCGGUGAUCUCCAGCCGCGCGAAGGAGGACAUCGAGACGCAUAUUGCGGAUGCGGUCGAGAAGGGCGCCGUGGAUGAGACGCCCGCCAACGAGACCUUCGAUAACCUCCCGGGGGGAGGGAACUAUGUCAAACCUACCUUGCUGACAGGGUGCAACCACAAGAUGCUCGUCAUGACGCAGGAGACUUUCGGCCCGGUCAUCCCGGUGAUGAAGGUCGAGAGUGACGACGAGGCGAUCCAGCUGAUGAAUGAUAGUGAGUUCGGGCUGACGGCCAGCGUGUGGUCGAAGGAUGUCGCGGCCGCGGAGGAGUUGAUCGAACGCGUCGAGGCCGGGACGGUGUUCAUCAAUCGGUCGGAUUAUCCUAGUCCGGACCUGGCCUGGACGGGCUGGAAGAACUCCGGGCGCGGCGUGACCCUCAGCCGAUUCGGGUUCGAGCAGUUCGUCAAGCUGAAGAGCUACCACAUCAAGGAUUACCCGAAAUAA
Aspergillus heteromorphus CBS 117.55 is the source of this 1419-nucleotide messenger RNA. Its product is annotated as aldehyde dehydrogenase family protein. Lineage: Eukaryota; Fungi; Ascomycota; Eurotiomycetes; Eurotiales; Aspergillaceae. The transcript is spliced from 3 exons. Bases 1 to 1419 code for a protein of 472 amino acids. Gene Ontology annotation, molecular function: aldehyde dehydrogenase (NAD+) activity. The record is from RefSeq and is a predicted model, not a curated record.